AUGUUGGAACACGCACUACGACUAUGUGGGAAGGUUAUCGAGAAGAAGGACCAGCUGAUGGGGACAUUCACGAGUGGGUUUGUAUGGUAUUUGUGGGUAGGAUUGGGGUUGAAAUCUUGAUCCGUGUGAGGGAUUUGGUACCCGUCAAGCCAAAAUUUGCGCUUAAUACUAAGAAUCAUUUGCUCGCAGUUGCCGGGUCUGCGGGGAAUCGGUCUGUGGGAUCGUUUGAUCAUGUUGUGGUGAAAGUUAUGGACGAUGUCGAGGAGCGCAUUGGAGAGAGGAAUAUCAAGAUGAUGCUGGUGAGUGUUAACGGUCCGGAGCUUGAGCGAAUGAAGAGAUUAUAUUGA
This is a messenger RNA of Tuber aestivum (summer truffle), 347 nucleotides long. The record is from the annotation of a GenBank genome assembly. Lineage: Eukaryota; Fungi; Ascomycota; Pezizomycetes; Pezizales; Tuberaceae.